Molecule: messenger RNA, 1577 nt
Organism: Schistosoma guineensis
Lineage: Eukaryota; Metazoa; Platyhelminthes; Trematoda; Strigeidida; Schistosomatidae
Source: the annotation of a GenBank genome assembly
AUGCUUUAUGCUCGAAGCCUAUGUACAAGUUUAGCCUGCGUUCUGAAAAACAUGAAUAAACGCGAAAGAAAGAAUGCUAAAAAGGCUGCAGCUAAAGUUAUAUUGACUAAGAAACGACAAGAGAGGAAACGAUUAGCGACUGACUUUGUGCAUUACGAAAAUUCUAGCAUCAGUGACUACUACAUUGAUGGGAUAUUUAGAAAGGUUUUCCCCUAUCAUUUCGUCUUCAAAGCUUAUGCGAAGGACAGGUGGAUUAAUCGUAAGCUCCGUGAUGUCCUGCAGUCUGAAUUUAAUAAUAAUUCUGAUGAAGUAAUCGCACAGAAAUGUGAAUCAGGUGAAAUCCUGGUAAAUAAUGCAAAAGUUGACCCUGACUAUGUUAUAAGUGACAGUGAUCUCCUUUCUCAAAAGGUUCAUCGCCAUGAGUGUCCUGUAUUAAAUCUUCCCAUCGAGUUUGUACACGAUUCAGACGAUAUUCUAGUGGUCAAUAAACCUCCCUCAAUACCUAUUCAUCCUUGUGGCCAGUACACACUUAACAGCAUCACACACGUUUUGGCCAAGGAUUAUGGUCUUCGUCCUCUACGAUUUACCCACCGCCUUGAUAGAAUGACUUCUGGAUUACUUUUAAUCGCCAAGAACUACGACACAUCUGUACGUUUGCAAUCACAAAUUAGUAGUAAGGAGGUUGCAAAAUAUUAUAUAUGUCAUGUCGAAGGCUGUUUCCCAACCGAACCAAUCAAUCAAUGUACUGGCUUUGAGAUAAACAAUGGAGUAGUGGUUUGUAGCCAACCUGUCGGGCCUAUCAGUCGUAGAAUGGGUGUACAUGGCGUUGUACCAGAAUCAGCUGGUGGGAAGUUCGCUCGGACACAUUUCUUACGCUUAAACUACAAUCCUGUCACGAAUACAAGUCUAGUAAUAUGUCGUCUAUUCACUGGGCGUACACAUCAAAUCCGAGUACAUGUGCAGUACUUAGGUUAUCCGAUUGUUGAUGAUCCCCUAUACAAUUCAGCUGAUUGGGGUGAAUUAAAAGGGAAAGGUGCUAAUUAUGGAAUGACUCUGGAAGAAGUUGUCCAAAGAUUGAGUGAUUCUCGUAACAGGGGAAAGUACAGAAUCCAAGAGACCGAUGAAAAGUUGGAAAGUUCUCUUGAUCCAAAUGUAUUAGAGCGUCUGCAAUUGUGUAAAGAUCCCUUAUGCCCUGAUUGCAAGCUUACUUUCAAGGAUCCAGAAAUGAAUAACUUAAUACUACGACUGCACGCUUAUCGUUAUAGUGGAUCUGAUUGGUGCUAUUCUGCACCUUUACCCAGUUGGGUUAUAAAUGAGAAUGUACCAGACUUGCAUGGUGCAAUAGAAGAGGCAAUGAAACAGUUAUAAAUAUUUAUGAACAAAUACAAUUUAUCAUUAUAAUGAAUACGUUAACAUUGAAAGAGUAUGCUCAUCAUAAUGUAAUCCGCAUUGCUUUCUUUAUUAUCUAUUUUUCUUUUAUCUUUUAAUUUGUUUAGUUGACAUUUAUUCUUUCAUUUAUAAAUUAAUUAACACAUAAAUAUAUGACCAGACUGUUUGAAAUAUACUACUCUGAUAUA